Molecule: messenger RNA, 1960 nt
Organism: Lycium barbarum (goji berry)
Lineage: Eukaryota; Viridiplantae; Streptophyta; Magnoliopsida; Solanales; Solanaceae
Product: amino acid transporter AVT3B-like
Exons: 1
Coding region: 266-1555 (429 amino acids)
Biological process (GO): amino acid transmembrane transport
Cellular component (GO): vacuolar membrane
Molecular function (GO): amino acid transmembrane transporter activity
Source: RefSeq, a predicted model, not a curated record
CCUUUGCAGGACCGCAACCAUAUGCCGCCAUCCUUCAAUUCUCCCACGUUUCAUUUGCGCUAGAAUUUAGGGGAAGAAAAUCCAUCUACAUAGAGGAGAUAAGACUUCCACAAAAAGCAAAAAGAAAAAAGAUUCCAAUCCUAUCAAUCUUGUUUUCCAAAUUCAUUCAAAUCAAGAUCUUCCAAUCUUUUUUCUUGGUUUUGUGAAAGACAAUAGCGUUGCAUCUGAUUGAAUUGAAUUCUUGAUUUGUGAUUAGUUAAACAAAAUGGAGUUUAAGACAGAUAAAACAAGCUUAUCAUCAUCCCAUGUUCUAAAAAUCCCUGGAGAAGAUGCACCAUUUUUGGGCCAAAACCAAAAUCAACAACAUCUCUCUUCUCCUAUAAAGACUUUUGCUAAUAUUUUCAUGUCUUUUGUUGGUGCUGGAAUUCUUGGAUUUCCAUACACAUUUAAGAAAACAGGAUGGCUAAUGGCUUCUCUUUUAAUCAUCUCAGUAGCCAUUCUUACCUAUUAUUGUAUGAUGCUUCUUGUUUAUUCUAGGCGUAAGCUUGAAUCCCAACUUGAAGAUUUAAAAAUCUCAUCUUUUGGUGAUUUGGGAUUUGCUGUUUGUGGACCAAUUGGUCGUUAUGUUGUUGAUGCUAUGAUUGUUCUCUCCCAAGUAUGUUUUGCAGUUGGAUACAUGAUUUUCAUAGCUAAUACUUUGGUGCACUUGUUUAAUUCUUCUGUCACAGGGACAAAUCAUAAAAUCUUGGGAUUUUCACCAAAAUCAGUGUUUCUAUGGAGCUGUUUUCCAUUCCAGUUGGGGUUGAAUUCAAUUCCAACUCUUACCCUUUUAGCCCCUUUGAGUAUUUUUGCUGAAACUGUUGAUUUAGGAGCUUUGGGUGUAGUGAUGGUUGAAGAUGUGAUGACUUACAUCAAGAAUAGGCCUAAUGUAGAAAUGUUUGGUGGGUUCAGUGUGUUUUUGUAUGGUGUUGGUAUGGCUGUUUAUGCCUUUGAAGGUAUGGGAAUGAUUUUGCCUUUGGAAUCAGAGACAAGAGAUAAGGACAAAUUUGGGAAAAUCUUGGGUUUGUCGGUGGCCUUUGUAACAUUGUUAUAUACUGCAUUUGGCGCAUUAGGUUACUUUGCCUUUGGGGAAGGGACCAAGGAUAUAAUCACUACUAAUUUUGGGCAGGGAUGGCUUAGCACUGUGGUGCAACUUGGUCUUUGUAUAGACCUUUUCUUGGCUUUCCCACUGAUGAUGAAUCCAGUUUAUGAAGUGAUGGAAAGGAGAUUUUGUGAAGGUAGAUACUGCUUGUGGCUGAGAUGGCUUGUGGUUUUGAUAGUGACUUUUGUUGCAUUGGUGGUUCCCAAUUUUGCUGAUUUCUUGUCACUGGUUGGAGGCAGUGUUUGUGUUUGUUUGGGGUUUGUGUUGCCUGCAUUAUUUCACUGGAUUGCGUUCAAGGAUGAACUGAGAUGGCAUGUUUUGGCUUUGGAUGGUGCAUUUAUUGUCUUGGGCUCAGUUUUUGCACUCUAUGGAACCUAUUCUUCCCUUAUGGGGAUGUUUGCAAAAAAGGCUUAGGCUUUUUAAAAUAGCAUUUCAUAAGACGUUACUGUGGGAUAAUGGUCUAGAUUCUUGCAACUAUAUGUUGUUGCUUGUGUACCUCUGCUUCUUUUUUUCUCAGACUGCUUUAUCAUGACUUUUCACUUCCGUUGGUUUCAUUGAGCGGAGGGUCUUUCGGAAACAGCCUCUCUAUCUUCCGAGAUGGGGUAAGGUCUGCGUACACUUUACCCUCCCCAGACCCGAUACUGCGGGAUUUCACUGUUUAUGUUGUUGUUGUUGUAAUAAUGGUCUAGAUUGUGUUCAGUUUACUGGUGAAGAGAUUGUCAAGCCAGAGUUAGUUCCCACUUUGUUCUACUAGUAAUUAAUUUGUUAAGCAAUAUAUUUACACAUAUACAUGGCAAAUGACAAGCAGCAUUGGUUUGA